Alternaria ventricosa is the source of this 1128-nucleotide messenger RNA. RefSeq lists its product as uncharacterized. NCBI's taxonomy places the organism in Eukaryota, Fungi, Ascomycota, Dothideomycetes, Pleosporales, Pleosporaceae. The coding region runs from base 1 to 1128 and encodes 375 amino acids. The transcript has 3 exons. The record is from RefSeq and is a predicted model, not a curated record.
AUGAAGGGAAGUGCGCAUCAACAGGAACUGACAGACGCCAUCGAGGAGAUGAAGAACAAAGCCCUGCAAUUAAGAGAAGAGGCGAAUCUUUGCCUGCAACGAAGAAUUGCCGAGAUGGAUCGGAAAAGCGAUCUUCACGCUUCUCGGGAAAAGGCUCGCCAUGAGCUCUCGAAAGAGCAACUACUGCUAGCCAUCGACUCUAGCACAGAGAUCACCGCGCAGAAGGUUUGCACAUAUCUCAUGCGUCAUUUGCAGGCGAAUCCAGAUUUCAACGUGAAGACUGGUGGCCUCGCUUCGAAUACCAAUACUCCUCCCCUGCUGACUGUAGGAGAAACCUCUCCCCCGAGGCCGUCCACUACGAUCGGUAACAGCAUCACCAUCAAAACCUUAUUGAGAACGCUUGAUAUCGACCUCAAGACCGUUCAAGACGACACAGAUUACUGUCUAGCGUUGGGCUUUACUCAAAGCGAAGACUUUCGCAAUCGAGCAUUGUGGGUGCUACAAUCAUCCGAGUUUGGUGAUUUCGUGGAGAGUGCGGACGAGUCGAAGUUGCUGCUAGUAAAUGGUAACAACGACGCCGCGCAGUUCAUUUCACCGCUCUCGCACGUGUGUGCCAAAGUCACGGACCUGCUGAGUGUGUCGGACGAGAUCUUCUGUCUCAACUAUUUCUGCAGUCGUCACACAGAUCAAUGGCGUGAGCCACGAGCUGACGCGACGGGACUCAUUGCAAGUUUGACGGUUCAGCUCUUGACUCAGGUCAAAAGACGAAAGAAAGCCCAGAGCCUCGAUUUAGACCUGUCGUUCUUGUCUUUUGAAGAUCAUUGUGCUGUGCAGGCUGGCGACAUAGAGGCGACAUUCGAUGUCUUCCAGGCCGUCGCGAAGCAGCUUCCCAAAGAUACCGUUGUCUUCUGCUUCAUUGAUGGUCUUUCGGCCUACGAGAACUCCGAUCGCAGAGAGAACACCAACAGGCUGAUGAAAAUGAUACUCAAGUUGAUGAAGAGAUGCAGGAGCGUGGUCUUCAGAUGUAUGGUGACUUUCCCCGGAAGAGGUAGUUUCACCGAUGCUUGGAACGUGAAAUCGAUCGGAGGAAAGGCAGAAACGCUGGAGGUUCUCAUUGAUGGCUUGUAA